AUUGCAUGCAGCAUCUUCAGAGAAUGGUUAAGCUUAGUGGUAAGAGCAUUGCAUUAACAACGAAAGGUUGUGGGUUCGAUCUCAGGUGAUUGCACAUACUUAUGUAUAAAUGUAUAGGAUAAUGCAAUGUAAUAUACUACUGUUUACUACUGAUUUGUUUUGAUUUUUGUAUAGGUACAUGAUGUGGGUCAGGGCGGUUUGGAAAGAGCCAAAUGGAGAGGAGGAGGGAGUCAUCCCCGAGGUUUGGGUGAAGGACAACAUGGUACACUGGCCACCAGGGGCUAAUGUAACUAAAGCAGCUAAAGAGAUGCGAACGCCAACAAGUAGCUGGAAAAUGUUUCCACUGCUGAAAAUCAAAUUCAAGUCAAAUAAUCAGGAAGAGUGUGAAGCCUUCGACCAAACAAGUACUGCAGAGAUCAGUGAGGAAGAAUGUGGUCCUGUCAAGAGGGUAUCAAAGAAAAAAAUAUACCCAGGGUUUAUUUUAGAUGAGGAUGAGCAUGAAAGCAGGACGAAGCGGAUCGGUCUGUCCUUUCCAAAACCACCAAGGAUUCAAGAAAUGUCUAGCCAGGCAUUAGGAUCAGAAGAAAAUGAUUAUAAAUCCAGGUCCAGGAGUCCAUUCCAUGACUCUCUGCUCCAAAGUUCUCGCUCUCUAACCCAGUGGUCCCACACUCCCAGCCACAGCACUGUACGCCAACAGUCCCACACUCCGCACCACAGCACUUCACACGAGAGGUCCCACACUCUGCGCCACACCACUUCACGCCACCGGUCCCAAUCUCCAACCCACAGCACCCCACGCCAGCGGUCCCGCACGCCACACCACACCACUUCAUGCCACCAGUACCAGUCUCCAACCCACAGCACCCCACGCCAGCGGUCCCGCACGCCACACCACACCACUUCAUGCCACCAGUACCAGUCUCCAACCCACAGCACCCCACGCCAGCGGUCCCGCACUCCACGCCACCGGUCCAAAUCUCCGACUCGCAGCACCCCACGCCAGUGGUCCCGCACUCCACGCCACAGCUAUUCACGCCCACGGGACAGCUCUCCACACCAGCGCUCCAGCUCUUCUUAUGAGUGCUCCCAAAGACCAGCUAGGGAAAACCAGCACAGAGAGGGUGGAGAGCUAUUCCCAUUAGAUAAUGGAAGUAAGUAUACCACCUCAUAUUCUUACUGA
Molecule: messenger RNA, 1180 nt
Organism: Carassius gibelio (silver crucian carp)
Lineage: Eukaryota; Metazoa; Chordata; Actinopteri; Cypriniformes; Cyprinidae
Product: serine/arginine repetitive matrix protein 5-like
Exons: 4
Coding region: 179-1180 (333 amino acids)
Source: RefSeq, a predicted model, not a curated record